AAAACUCCGGCUCUCAUAGCCAAACCUUACCACACGCUAAAACGACGCUUCGGGUGUUUGUUAAAGCGGCGCAGAUUUCGAAAUGGCUCUUAGAAUUACAAGAAAUCGUCUGGCCUCCACCAAGACCGACCUCGGUGGAAAGGCCUGCACGACGAGAGGGCCUACACUAAAACCUCGAGCUGCUCUUGGAGAAAUCGGAAACAUCGCAGUAAACAGAGAAGCUGGGAAGAAGAAUGUCAAGACGGAGGCUACAAAGAAGACUAAAGUUGCUAUCAAAGCUGAGAAGACGGAGGAACCCAAACCAGCCACCACUGUCACUGUUAAACCUGUCCCUGAUGAGGUGCAGUUGCAGGCUCAACCUGAACCAACAUCCCCCACUCCAAUGGAGACCUCAGGCUGUGAGCCUGCUGAUCUAUGCCAAGCAUUUUCAGACGUCAUACUAACCACUGCCAUCAGGGAUGUUGAUGCAGAUGACUAUGAGAACCCAAUGCUCUGCAGUGAAUAUGUGAAGGAUAUUUACAAGUAUCUCCGUCAGCUUGAGGUCGAGCAGAACGUCAGACCGAACUAUCUGCAGGGUCAAGAGAUCACUGGUAACAUGAGGGCUAUUCUCAUUGACUGGCUGGUACAAGUGAGCAUUAAGUUCCGCCUGCUGCAGGAGACCAUGUACAUGACCGUAGGAUUAAUCGAUCGCUUUCUUCAGGACCACCCAGUCCCCAAGAAGCAGCUGCAGCUGGUUGGAGUGACCGCCAUGUUUCUUGCCUCAAAAUAUGAAGAGAUGUAUCCUCCAGAGAUCUCCGACUUCGCCUAUGUGACGGACAAGGCCUACACCACCGCCCAAAUCAGAGACAUGGAGAUGACGAUUCUGCGGGUGCUGAAGUUUCAGCUCGGCCGUCCUCUUCCUCUGCAGUUCCUCAGAAGGGCCUCAAAGAUUUAUGAGGUAACUGCUGAGCAACACACCCUGGCAAAAUACCUCCUGGAGCUGACCAUGGUGGACUACGAGAUGAUUCAUUUCCCCCCUUCUAUGGUGGCAAGUGCUGCUUUAGCGCUUGCCCUCAAGGUCUUGGAUGUCGGUGAAUGGGAUGUGACGCUGCAACACUACAUGGACUACACAGCAGAGAGUUUGAUUCCUGUUAUGGUGCACAUUGCCAAGAAUGUCGUUAAAGUCAACGAUCAACAGACCAAGCAUAUGGCCAUCAAAGGGAAGUACUCCACCUCAAAGCAGAUGAGGAUUGCCAACAUCGCUCAGCUCAAAUCACCAUUGGUUAAGGAUCUUGCAAACGGGCUCACCCAGUGAGACGGACAAUCUCUGGCACCAUGUGCCCAUUUGUACAAAUGUAUCUUAACUUUUUUUUUCUUUUUAAAUGUGGUUUCGGGGAGGGGUGGUCUGUUGGUGGCUUGCAUGUUUUAAUAAAAUGCAUAUGUAUAGGCUUUUAAA
Melanotaenia boesemani (Boeseman's rainbowfish) is the source of this 1435-nucleotide messenger RNA. It is a transcript of the gene ccnb1, whose product is annotated as cyclin B1. Gene Ontology annotation, biological process: mitotic cell cycle phase transition; mitotic metaphase chromosome alignment; regulation of cyclin-dependent protein serine/threonine kinase activity. Bases 83 to 1294 code for a protein of 403 amino acids. The transcript is spliced from 9 exons. The record is from RefSeq and is a predicted model, not a curated record. NCBI's taxonomy places the organism in Eukaryota, Metazoa, Chordata, Actinopteri, Atheriniformes, Melanotaeniidae. Gene Ontology annotation, cellular component: cyclin B1-CDK1 complex; nucleus; cytoplasm. Gene Ontology annotation, molecular function: cyclin-dependent protein serine/threonine kinase regulator activity.